This is a messenger RNA of Drosophila teissieri, 1482 nucleotides long. RefSeq names its product charged multivesicular body protein 7. The transcript is spliced from 4 exons. Gene Ontology annotation, cellular component: ESCRT III complex; multivesicular body. The coding region runs from base 94 to 1458 and encodes 454 amino acids. Lineage: Eukaryota; Metazoa; Arthropoda; Insecta; Diptera; Drosophilidae. The record is from RefSeq and is a predicted model, not a curated record. Gene Ontology annotation, biological process: vesicle budding from membrane; late endosome to vacuole transport via multivesicular body sorting pathway.
UUUCCAGCACUACAAACCUGCUGAUUAGACAUAAACACAUAAUCACAAAAGACGCGCGACUUUUAUAAUCCGGAUUAAUUACCUGUUUUAAAGAUGAGCCUUGCAAGCAGUGACAGGGAAAGUGAAACUGGCCAGUUUAGCUUUCCCGCCAGCUGGCAGGAUAACGUUAGAAUGCAGGUGCAGUUCGCCAUGUUUCGAUCGAGACACCUGGAUGCGGAGAUGUACGACGCAAAAAUGAAUUUCUGGAUGGAAUUAAUUGCAAAAUAUCUGAAGUUCAGCGGACGACCAAUCUUCAGCCUGCGGAAUCUGCAGCUGCUGUUCAUGAGGGGUGACCAACUGCCCGCCUGCCUGGACACCGUGAUAUCUGAGAUGCAAAAGAUGAAGCAGAUCCGCUUUCGCAGUGAAUUCGAGCACGAUCCGGCCAAUUCCUGGAGUGGAUGGCUCGUCAACAGCCUAGUCACACGUCCCCUUUCAUGGGGCUGGUCGAAAAUAAAGCACAGCGUGGUGACAGAGGACCUAGAGGCCUCCACUUUAGUUGAAUGGAUUCACCUAGAUGUCUUAAAUAACACUUGCGAUCUCAUAAUCGAAAAAAUCCUGUCGGAAAACACUGGAAAGUUACUGCAUUUCAGUGCGUUAAAAAAGCUCUGUAAGGCUCACGGAGUUCGCAUUUACUCAGACAAGGAUCUAUGCGUUUGCCUGUUGGCCCUAAAUGUUCGCCAAACCGUCGGCCUAGAAUAUAAAACAGAAAAAGGGAUACGCCAAAUUCAUUUGAUCAAAAUACCAAGAAAAGAGGGCGAUGAUCUUAAUAUAAGCCAAGAAGACCAGGCCGUCCACAAUCUUCAGAACACACAAGCUCAGUUGCUCAAGCAGUUGGAGGAACUAGAGGAGGAGAUCAAGGUAAACGAUGACAAAGCGCGGCAGUACAUGAAAGAGAACAAGCGGCAAAUGGCAAAAACCUAUCUACGAAAAAGGCAUCUCCUGGAAAAGAAUCAUGAACGUCGCAGUCUUGCCCUACACAACAUCGAAUCUCUUUUGUCCAGUGUGGAUGAGGCUCAAAGCAGUGGCGCUGUUCUGGAUGCCUACAAAAUUGGAUCAAAUACUUUGAAGAAGGUUCUCUCGGAUUCUGGAUUGAAGUACGACAAUGUCGACGAAGUAUUGGCCGAUGUGCGGGAUACUCUGGACCAGCAUCGGGAAGUUCAGGACGUAAUGUCCAAUAGCGUUGUGGAGAACGCGAGCAUGGAAGAAGAUCAACUAGAGCAGGAAUUGCGCGAACUGUGUGGAGAAUCUGCGCCGGCUACGUUAAGUUCACUUAUUAAUAACAACAGAAAGGCGGAGGUUGUGAUUACGGACGAGGAGAUGAUUGCUAUGCUGCAAGAUCUCGAAGUGGAGGAUGGUACCAUAUCGCAAUCAAGUGCCAAAACCGUGAAAACUGUGCAGGGACUUAAAAAUGCUCUAUAAAUGUUGUGUUUUUUUAAAUGGUAU